Symbiodinium natans is the source of this 1389-nucleotide messenger RNA. The record is from the annotation of a GenBank genome assembly. NCBI's taxonomy places the organism in Eukaryota, Dinophyceae, Suessiales, Symbiodiniaceae.
AUGGCGGGAAGUGCAGCAAAAUCGGUAUCGAGUUGGUUGGCUGCAACGCCGUCACAGGACACAAAAGCAUGGCAAAGGGCUGUUCAAUCUCUCUCGGAUGCCCCUCCGGCUGAUGAUGAGAAGGUGCUCUUUGACAUUAUUUGUCGUUUGGGGAGAGCUUGGCAAUGGCAAAGAGCAGUGCACGUCUUGGGCUACAUGUCCCUGGCCAGUGUGCAAGCCACUGUGUUUUGCCUCACUGCGGCGAUGGGAGCAUGUGAAAGGGCUGGACAAUGGCAGACCUCUGUCCAGCUGCUUUGUGAGAUGGUGCAAGCCGCUGUUCGAGCAAAUGCUGUUAGCCUCAAUUCUCUCAUCAGCGCGUGUGGGAAGGCCCGCGGGUGGAAACUUGCAACGCGAGUGCUCUCAGGCAUGUUUAGCAGAAGAGUCUCAAGAGACGAAUUCACUUGCUGCGCUGUCAUCACUGCAUGUGAGAGGGGCUUGCAAUGGCCACGGGCCAUUCACCACUUUGCCUGCAUGCCUGCUUCGAGGUUAGUGCACGAUGUGAUAAGUUUCAGUGCUGCCAUAAGUACAUGUGAGAAGUGUGGGCAGUGGGAAAUCGCCCUCCAGCUGCUCGUCGGCAUGGCCGUGGUUCGGGCCAGGCAGGAUGCGAUCAGCCAAAGUGCGGCGAUCAGCGCAAGUGAGAAGGGGGGACACUGGCAGCUUGCCCUCCGCCUUUUGUCACAAAUGCCGCAGGCCAGAGUCGCUGCAAAUGAAGUCAGCCACAGCGCCACCAUCAGCGCCUGCGGAAAAGUCGGUGACUGGAAGAGAGCCUUGCAACUGCUUACUGAUAUGCCUUCAGCAAAAUCGAAGCCCAACGAGGUUACGCUCAGCGCCUGCAUAUCUGCUUGCGAAGGGCACUGGCGCGCUGUCCUGCAGCUGCUCUCUCUUCUCGCACAAGCUAAGGCACGCUGCAAUGAGGUGACGCUGCAGGCUGCCAUUAGCUCAUGUGAGACGGCCGGGCGGUGGCAGGCCGCUCUUCACUUGCUCUCAGGUUUGACGUCUGUCCGAGCUGUGGAAGACAUCACGUAUAAUUCGGUAAUCAGUGCCUGUGCAAGAUGCUCGCAGUGGCAGAGGGCCCUCCAGCUGGUGUCAGAUAUGCGUGUGGCGAGAGUGGUUCCGAGCGAAAUCAGCAUCAGUUCUGCCGUCCGUGCAUGCCACGAAGCAGGGAGGCUCGCUCCUGUUCCGAAGCUGCUGUCAGAAGGAGGGGGUUUGCGAACAUUACGCACGCUACGAAUGUCGCAGGCACCCAUCUUGCAUGGUGCCAGUGCCGUGAAACGCAGGCACUCCGCCCAGACUUGUUCCAGCCGCAGGAGCACGAGAUUUGCUUGCAGCAGGGUUGGUUGGCCUUUAUAA